Messenger RNA from Vollenhovia emeryi, 1011 nucleotides. RefSeq lists its product as uncharacterized. The coding region runs from base 484 to 858 and encodes 124 amino acids. The record is from RefSeq and is a predicted model, not a curated record. The transcript is spliced from 3 exons. Gene Ontology annotation, cellular component: postsynaptic density; postsynaptic membrane; adherens junction. Gene Ontology annotation, molecular function: protein binding. Gene Ontology annotation, biological process: neurotransmitter receptor transport, endosome to postsynaptic membrane; neurotransmitter receptor transport postsynaptic membrane to endosome. NCBI's taxonomy places the organism in Eukaryota, Metazoa, Arthropoda, Insecta, Hymenoptera, Formicidae.
GUGAGAGACUCCCCUUCAGUAUUAUCUGGAGACUUUAUCGACAGUGCUCGAAAAUGGGCGUAGCGGAGUAGUUCGAAAAAUAAAAGUGGGCGUAAAGCGCUGGAAACAGCCUAGCGAAACGGUAACAAGUUAAACGCCGGCGUGGCCGCUCUCAGGUUUCUCUCUGGCGCGGGAUCGAAGGCGCCUCCGUUUUUCCAGCCAGUCGGAGUAACCGAAUAAAACAAAAUCGGGCGCAAGCUUGCUCCGCGAUCAUCUGUUCUACGCGCGCUUCCGAUCCGGGACUGACAAGUAGGUCUCGCUGGUCUCCGACGUUCGUCACCGGGGAGUUGAGUCUCUCGCACGUUUGUCUCGCGCAGCGCACGUCGCCGACGUACGUGCGGAGAAUCGGUUAUUGGCGGCGAUUGUGAGUCGGCCGUGCGUGAGUCACCGAGGGAAUUUGUUGAAAAAGGAAAGGGCGCGUGGCAGAGCCCGAGUCGCUUGAUUAUGUGCGCGAAAAUGGCCUUUCAGCAUCAGCCGGGUACCGCGAUGGAGUGCCUGAGCAUACCAAUUACAUUACACAAAGAGACGGAGCUCAAUGAAAACGGCGAGGAAGUGAUGAAAUGUGGAUUUAAAAUCGGCGGUGGCAUCGAUCAGGAUUAUACAAAGAGUCCACAAGGCUACACGGACAAUGGGAUAUACGUAACGGAAGUGCACGACAAGUCGCCAGCGGCGAAAAGUGGUCUUAGAACGCAUGAUAAAAUUUUACAAUGCAACGGAUAUGACUUUACGAUGGUAACUCACAAGAAGGCGGUUUCUUAUAUAAGAAAGCAUCCAGUAUUAAACCUUUUAGUAGCUCGUAAAGGUGUUACCAGUACUUAAAAAUAUGCCAAAACAGAUUUCUAUCGACAGAUAUAUUUAUUUCAUAUUUUACUUUGAGGAGGUGCCAAAUAUUACAGUAGAUACUAGCAGCCUCUGUCUAUCAAUGGCCUAGUUUACAUCGUGCACUUGAUACGCGUAUUAAAUAGUAAGAAA